UAAGUCUCGUCAUGUGAUUGCCGAGAUUUAGCGAGAUUAUUAACUUCCGGGUACAUCAACAUCUCAGACUGCACUGUGUAGAGAGUGGUAUACAUAGAUAUAGCGUUAUCAAUCGAUUAUGUGGAGGUUUUAACGAGAUAAAAAUGGGAAUUGAAGCAUUAGUGGAGUGGUCGAGGAUUCUUCGCUUCAUGUUUGACGAAUUACGUGUAAUAACCGCCAGUGUACAAGCAUCGACGAGGGUACGUCUUGCAGAUGAAGAGCAGAUAUGCCUUGAAUCUGAGGAUAAAGGUGUUGUGCAUUGUGCAGUCAUCAUUAAUGUGGAUGUCUGAUGCCAGUAUGCCCAUAAUGGGGCAGUAUAAGUGUCGAUCUUCAUAUGACAGCAAAUUUUCAAAGGCAGAUAUAAGAAGGCAAAUAAAACUGUUCAAUGUAAAAUACGCCAGUAGUUGGAUAAAACAUCCAAAGUCGGCACAGUCAAAGUUCACAACAACAAUGGAGGAAUUAACUGCAUCCUCAUUCCGCAGGGCAACAGGCCAUUUUCAGCAACCCCUGAAAUUCUUAAUUGAGGCUAAGUGCCCAUUUUCAGCUCGAACAAUGACAAUUAAAUAGGCCUGUGCAAAUGUUGGGAUUUCCCUCUUGGUAAGUCAGCAUUAUAGAUUGAACAAUUAUGUGUAUGUGUACCUAAUACAUAUACAUUAGCUGUACAUAUAUGUAUUCAUAUAUAUCACUAUGGAUGUAUCCAAGUUUAUUAUAAUUUUAAAGUAACAUUUUAUGAAUGAAAUACAAAUACUACUUAGGCUUCAUUGUGAUAUUGAACUGCUAAUGUUCUUUAUAAACUUUACUUGCAUCAAGUUUUGAAUACUGCAGUACAUCUAUGUCAAAAUAAGUAUGCAUAUUGCAGUAUAAUACUUUCACCACUAAUCAGAGCACUUGUAAAUCAUGUAUAUUUUAUCAAUACAUGUAAUGACAUUUGCCAUUUUAGAAUGUGAUGCAAGGGAUGGUUCGCUGCACCUCAAAACAAAAUUUGAAUAUUGGCAUCAGAUUCAAGGACAACACCACCUGAAAGACACCCAAUGCUGUGAUUUGCUAGUGUGGAUUCCUAGUGACACUCAAAUAAUUCACAUUGACAAAGAUGUAUUAUGGUCAACCUUUUAAGCGUGAUAGAGUUUAAUUAUAAUAAUGAAGUAUUUUUGCUGUCUAAAAUACACACACAUAACCACAUUGAUAGAUGCACCACAUAUACUUUAUUAUGAUAUCAGUGGUGCAUCUAUCAAAGUUAUGUAAUUACAUGUAUAUUUAUUGAAUAAACAUUAUAGACAGA
Ostrea edulis (European flat oyster) is the source of this 1318-nucleotide messenger RNA. RefSeq lists its product as uncharacterized. The transcript has 3 exons. NCBI's taxonomy places the organism in Eukaryota, Metazoa, Mollusca, Bivalvia, Ostreida, Ostreidae. The record is from RefSeq and is a predicted model, not a curated record. Bases 253 to 606 code for a protein of 117 amino acids.